Molecule: messenger RNA, 926 nt
Organism: Pocillopora meandrina
Lineage: Eukaryota; Metazoa; Cnidaria; Anthozoa; Scleractinia; Pocilloporidae
Source: the annotation of a GenBank genome assembly
AUGAAAAGAUCCGGGCCAGAGACAACGGUCAAGGAAACAGAAGUGGAUCAAGAUCACUUUAAGGUGAUUCGUUUCUACAGAGAAAAAAUGAACCAACAGCCUUUACACAGUGCACUCAGAAGCUUUAAUAUACAAGAUGGUGUACGUAUGUCUGGAGUUUACGAGAUUCAUAGAAAUAACGAGGUAAGCGUUAGGAUCUUUGUAGAUUAUGGGCUUUUCGGCAACGACUACCUACAUGGAGAGAUUUCGAGAGAUUGCACGCGAGUUUUACAAAAAAAGCAAACUGUUAGGUUCAGAUUAGUUUGUAUUUCAAUAAUAAUACCUUACUGAGAAAAAGCCAGCUCCGGAGUAAGGCAGAAAAGGAAAAUGUCUGAGAUCCCUCCAUCUCGAUGUUAUAUGUUAUAUUGUUUCCUGUGAUCGACUUGGCAUCGGAGUUUUCAAAGCCGUCAUGUCUAGCCGGCUUUGGUUCGUCUCCUUCGCAGCUGUUGUGUGGUGUCAUCAAGCAAAAUGCUCUUGUUUGGUCCCGUCACGUUGCGAGGGCAUGUGUUGCGUGACGUUACCAAAUAGCAGUUGCAAAGAAGACACAGCUUUAGCUAGCCCCGUAGAAAGUUUUCAUAACGCAGUUGUCUUAUGAUAUCAUAACGCAAUUUUCACAGAUCAUCUACAUCGGAGGGAACCCUUAUUUUAGCAACAUCCGGGACUGUCUAAAUGCUCAUUUUAGCGGAAAUGAUGGACUUCCUAUCGGUCGAUAUCUUAGCGGCCCUGGAAAGCGACGCUGGAGGAACAUUGCUGUGCGAUGGUUGACUUGUCUGAACCCCCCUGAAAUAGUGUACUUCUUGUUAGAGGAUUAUCAACUGAGGAAUGGCGCGUUACCAAUUUAUAACAACGCUCCUAAUGUUCAGUCAAGAGAUUGGGAUUGUGACUGA